AUGGGCUUGAGGAAGCGUAUUGGCUCGGGUUCGACUGUAAGAAUCACUGAAGACCCCUGGCUUCCUAUUGUAAAUCGUCCUACAUCAGUCCCAAUUACUCAUGUACUCGAGAACUUCAAUGUGAGCAGCCUUUUCCAAGUUGAUUCCAUAGAUUGGGAUGUUGAUGUGGUUCGAGACUUGUUCUCUCCCACUGAUGCAGCUGCAAUUCUUGGCAUCCCAAUUAGUUAUUCUACCCAUGGAGACACCUGGGAAGUUUUGAAGCAAAUGUGGGCUGAGAAGGUGCCUCCUAAGUCUAAGGAUUUCAUUUGGCGUGCGGCCUCUAAAUGCCUAUCCACUAAGACGAAUCUCUGCAUUAAAAAGAGCUUCAUGUACUUGUUCAAUGCACAUUUGCUUGGUCUUGUUGAGAAUUUUCUGGUCUUGCUAUGGCUGGCAUUGUGGUCAGCAAGAAAUGAUAUUGUUUGGAAGCAGCGUAUUCGAAGUGUGAUAGAGGUGGUGAUGUUUGCGAAUUCAACACUUGAUCAAUGGUUAAAGGCUCAAGGAAAGGGGAACAUUCCCUCGUUAUCACCCAUUCAACUGGGUGAUGGUGCGGAGCUAUGGACUAAACCGAUUUCAGGCAUCAAGUUAAAUGUAGACGCAGCCAUCUUCGACCAAGAUCAUAAAUUCGGCUACGGGUGUGUGAUGCGAAACUCUAUGGGUGGCCUUAUUGCAGCGAUUGCUGGCUGUAAAAUAGGGAGAGUUUCCCCGGAGCUAGCAGAGGUUAUGGGAAUUCAGGAAGCCUUGAGUUGGAUCAAGACGAACAACUACUCUCAGGUGGUGAUCGAAGCUGAUAGCCGGCGUUCUGCGAACAGAGCCGCGCAUUUCAUUGCCCGGAACUCUCGUAUCUUAGCUGAACGUAUGUUUCCAAUUAAUUGUGUGCCUAUGGAUUUGAUGUCUAUCCUUAGGAGCGAUUGCUCUUCUUAA
This is a messenger RNA of Cannabis sativa, 960 nucleotides long. RefSeq lists its product as uncharacterized. Gene Ontology annotation, molecular function: RNA-DNA hybrid ribonuclease activity; nucleic acid binding. The record is from RefSeq and is a predicted model, not a curated record. The transcript is spliced from 5 exons. NCBI's taxonomy places the organism in Eukaryota, Viridiplantae, Streptophyta, Magnoliopsida, Rosales, Cannabaceae. The coding region runs from base 1 to 960 and encodes 319 amino acids.